Messenger RNA from Hibiscus syriacus, 2398 nucleotides. RefSeq names its product anoctamin-like protein At1g73020. The transcript has 16 exons. The coding region runs from base 120 to 2108 and encodes 662 amino acids. The record is from RefSeq and is a predicted model, not a curated record. Lineage: Eukaryota; Viridiplantae; Streptophyta; Magnoliopsida; Malvales; Malvaceae. Gene Ontology annotation, biological process: chloride transmembrane transport. Gene Ontology annotation, molecular function: chloride channel activity.
GUCGAUGGGAGGAAGGGAUCCCAAAUAGGUUCCUUUUUUAAACCUUAUUGGUUCUUUUGAGCUACAGGGUCUAGAUUAAGGUGCUUCUUAUCUUUCCUUUUGAAUUUGGGUUCUGGAAAAUGAAUGGGAUUGAAGAAGAAAACCCUAUUGUUUUCGAGAUUGCUGUUGUGGUUCCCGGAAGGAGCCUCAAAUUAGAAAACGAGGGUUAUGAUUGUGUUGAGGUUCUUGUUAAUGAGUUCAGAAAUGUGGGCUUUUUCGUUGACAGAGUUCUUGGCCUCCACGAUGAAUUUAUCAAGCUGGCAGCACCAUUAGAGACUUUGGGAGUAGUAGCAGCCAGGCUGCAUAUGAAGAAGACCACUCAUAUUGGAGUUGAUUUACCAUUUGAGUGGGAAGAGAUUGAAGCUUUCAUGCGGCAGCCUGAUGGCUCUUUAUUCAGUUGGUGUGAGCGUUUCCAGUGCUACCGUCACUUGAUACAUGAAACUGUUAAUAAGAAGAACUCAGACAUAACUUUAAAAUUUGAUGGCAAAGAGAUCCAUUGGGAACCUGGGGAAUCAUUACUGCAGAGGUUGGAACUCGAAGGAAUUGUUAAACAAGUUUUCCCUUUACACGAUGAAACAAAGAGGAAGAAACUACUGCGGAGUUGGGCAUUAAAUUGGUGGGACUUGACAUCUCAACCAGUUGAUGAGAUAUAUGUGUAUUACGGGACUAAGAUUGCAGUUUAUUUUGCCUUUCUUGGAAUGUAUACACGUUGGAUGAUUUUUCCAGCUGCUUUUGGUCUCAUCUUGCAUUUUGUUGAUUUCGGAUCAUUAAAAUUGCUAGUAUUCCCUGCUUUCUUCAUAAGCACAGUAUUGUGGGCAGUGUUGUUUUUCCAGUUCUGGAAACGUAAAAACUCUGCACUUUCAGCCAGGUGGCAUCUUAAUUAUUCUGUCGGAACAAGCCAUGGAUACAAAUUAUCAGGGAGGGAGUGGAACUGUCUACAGCCUCCCGUGGAACUUGUAAAAGGUUCGGGAAUAGAUAAAACAAAAGAGAGAGAAGAUUUGCAAAGAUACGAAUGGUUUGGUUAUCUCAGACGAUUUAGGAACGAUGUUUUUGUUAUUUUGAGUAUCAUUUGCCUCCAAUUGCCAUUUGAGUUGGCUUAUGCUCACCUCUAUGAGGUCAUCGAGUCCGAUAUUGUGAAGUUCGGUUUAACUGCGGUUUAUCUUCUGGUUAUUCAGUACUUCACAAAGAUCGGGGGGAAGCUAUCAAUCCGACUCAUUAAGCAUGAAAACAAUGACAGUACCGAAAAUCAAUCUGACAGUUUGGUCUACAAAGUGUUCGGUCUUUAUUUUAUGCAGUCAUAUAUUGGGGUUUUCUAUCAUGCUCUUUUGCAUCGUAACUUAAUGACCCUUCGCCAAGUAUUGAUCCAGCGUCUCAUUCUUUACGAGGUGUUGGAAAAUCUAUUGGAAAAUUCUUUGCCAUAUCUAAAGUACAGCUAUAAAAAGUUUAGAGCUGUUAGAAACAAGAAAAAACGCGAGAAAGGUUUGACUGGAAAGAUACAAUUCGCUACCAGGGUGGAGAAAGAGUACAUGAAACCCACAUAUUCUGCAAGCAUAUGUGAAGAACUGGAAGAUGGGCUGUUUGAUGAUUUUCUGGAGUUGGCACUUCAGUUCGGAAUGAUCAUGAUGUUUGCCUGUGCGUUUCCCCUUGCAUUUGCAUUCUCUGCCUUGAGCAACAUCGCCGAAAUGAGAACGGAUGCCCUGAAGCUGCUUGUGAUUUUGAGACGGCCUGUUCCACGAGCCGCUGCUACAAUUGGAGCUUGGCUGAACAUUUUUCAGUUCCUAAUAUUGAUGUCAAUAUGCACCAAUUCUGCACUCUUAGUAUGGUUAUACGAUCAGGAAGGAAAAUGGAAAAUCGAGCCUGGCCUUGCAGCCAUUCUCGUAAUGGAACAUGUUCUGCUGUUGAUCAAAUUUGGGUUCUCCCGCUUUGUUCCCGAGGAACCUGCAUGGGUGAGAGCGAAGCGGAUGAAGAACGCAACACAAGCUCAAGACAUGUGUUCUAAACAGCUUUUGAGGAGCAUUUCUGGGGGAGACAAGGCAUUUGGGCAUUAUACUCCGAAAAAAGACAUCUGAUGGAACAAACAAAACAGAUUAAUGCCGAAAUCACUGGUUUGUAUCCUAGAGUUCCAUCAGACACAUUGCCAAACAAAGAUCGACAAAGGCGACGCUUCCAUCGAUGAUUGAAUCUAAGCUCACUUUCAAAGAUGUAUAGGUUUUGCUUUUUGCUUCACUUUUUUCCUCUUGUAAAUUCUAGUAGUUUAUUCCGGAUUCUCCACAACUGUCUGUUUAUCUUCGAAUCAGUUGAAUCUCAAAGCAAGUAGUUUAUUUUGGCAGAAUCAAACUCUCAAUGUAUUUCAACAAAA